CUCGAAUCCGCUGCAAAGCUCCGAUCGCUUUUUCGCCUGCGUUUUUCUCGUCCGAGUCUAUUGUAUUGAAUACCACAUCCUGUCAAAAUGGCCGACGCUCCAUAUGAUCCCUACGUUCCCAAGAACGGUGCCCCCGGGGAGGACAACUCCAAGACGGGCAACCUGCAGCGACAAAUCGAUGAGACAGUCAAGGUGAUGCACGAUAACAUGAAUAAAGUCGCGCAGCGUGGCCAGAACCUCGAUGCUCUGCAGGACAAGACCAACAACCUGGCUGAGUCGGCUCAAGAUUUCCGUCGUGGUGCCAACAGAGUUCGCAAGGCAAUGUGGUGGAAAGACAUGAAGAUGCGAGUCUGUAUUGUUGUCGGAAUCAUCCUUCUCCUAGUCGUUAUUAUCGUUCCCUCUGUUGUUGCGACACGUUGAUGCCUCUCUUUCUUUUAUUGGAGUACCUUGUUUUGUAACGUCAAUGAUGAGCACCAGACGUCGUUCUUCGAAGCUUGAAAAAAUGAGCUCGGGAUCAAAUGAAGGGUUACGAAUUGUUAUUGGAUGUUGGUUCUGUAAAUGAUGGAGUUUUUCUAAGACACGCCUCGGACUAUUUUCACGGGAGAUGAUGCUCUGAGUUCUCUCAGGCUGGGUUAUGCGUAUGAUUUGCA
Messenger RNA from Trichoderma harzianum CBS 226.95, 650 nucleotides. RefSeq lists its product as hypothetical. Gene Ontology annotation, biological process: vesicle fusion; vesicle-mediated transport. The transcript is spliced from 3 exons. NCBI's taxonomy places the organism in Eukaryota, Fungi, Ascomycota, Sordariomycetes, Hypocreales, Hypocreaceae. The coding region runs from base 88 to 420 and encodes 110 amino acids. The record is from RefSeq and is a predicted model, not a curated record. Gene Ontology annotation, molecular function: SNAP receptor activity; syntaxin binding. Gene Ontology annotation, cellular component: plasma membrane; SNARE complex.